AUGGCGCUCAAUCUAAAACUCUACCUCGUCGUCCUUUGCGCUGCAUUCUUUCCUCAAGGCAGCGCUCAGAACGCAUCUGCUGGACUGAAGUGUCGAGGACAAGCUCUAGACAAUGGGAAACUUCCUGCCAUGAUCCAGAAGGGCUCAUGGAAGGACAAGUCGACUGAGCUCGCCUGUGCUUCACCUACAGACUUCUGUGUGCAGUAUACAGCAACGAUCGGAGGGAAAUCGUACACCACCGGGGGGUGUCUCCUGGAGCUCAUCGGCGCGGUCAACAUCUCCGUUACAUGUCCGUACGUGGGUGCGCUUUUCAGGAAGAAGAUCCCCUUCAUGGGUCAAGGAGCAGCACGGAGACAGUUGGAUGUUGAGGUUCCCUUUGAGGACCGCAGAGCAGGCACUACCUUUCAGUGUGCGAAGGGUACCACAUUGCAGGAUUGUACAGUCACACCUCUAGCAUGCCUGCAGGUCUUCAACGGAUCAACAGCGACUCCAGCGGGUUGCUACGACGGAACUUUGAACCUGACAUGCAACGGACUAAAGACCCAAGUGACCUCAGGUAAUUACAGCGGCAUGACAGUCUCAUGCUGCAAUACCUCUCUGUGUACCGGGACUGGCACGAGCUCUUCUUCUACAUCGAGCACAAACACGUCUGCAUCCUCAACUACAAGCGUCAAAGACGUGUACAUCUGCAAGAAUCCGGUGAAGACUAUCGCGGUAGGCGGUGCCAUCGACUGGUUUCGUCGUGAGUAG
Guillardia theta CCMP2712 is the source of this 750-nucleotide messenger RNA. RefSeq lists its product as hypothetical. The transcript is spliced from 8 exons. The record is from RefSeq and is a predicted model, not a curated record. The coding region runs from base 1 to 750 and encodes 249 amino acids. Lineage: Eukaryota; Cryptophyceae; Pyrenomonadales; Geminigeraceae.